AUGCCUCUCCGUUCCCCACUCCUAUUCCCUGCAGGAGAAGAUGACUGCCUCCCCAACAUUCCUCUUUGCAGUUCCAACCAAGCUGGGUCACCCUUCGCCGACGAAGAGGAUGAAGACGAGGAGGAAGGGGACGAAGAGAAUGGUGAUGGUGAACGUAAGCGCCUUCGGCUCUUUCUCGGAUGUUCCAUUCUGUUAAGGCGCACGCACAGACUGACAUUUAACGUUUUAACACCUAGGACGAAGCUCAAAUAAAGGGGGUCGAGGUGGCGAGUCUCGCGUUCACAAUUCUUUGCGUACUACUUGCACAAACGCGACGAGUACUUCUCAAUCCCGCAUUGCACCCAACGUGCCUUCCUGGCGUUCGUGAUGACGGAUACUCCCACGUCGAGACCGAUCGACUCAACUUACCUCCAGUUGCAUCAAGAAAACCUCCGCCUCACCACGGGCCAAGGUAUCAUCACCUUGACCCCGGAUCAAAUUGGAUGUUCGGUGAUUUUAAGCUCAACGUUCAAGAAUAGACCGCGCGAGAACACGCAGCAUUACCAAGAUGCGAUGGCGUGCGUCGUCAAAUAUGGAAAGCCUUCGCUGUUCAUCACGGUGACGUGCAACCCCGAAUGGCCGGAAAUCAGGCUGCACUGGGGCCGAACGACCAAGCAUGCAACCGACCGGAUCUCAUUGCACGAGUGUUUGAAGCCAAGUUGAACCGACUCUGCGACGACGUUUUUGGCAACAAGCAACGGACAGGCUGUUUGCGCGAUGAAUGGAGAACUGUUUCUUUGCUGUACUUUGUAGUGUGUUUUCUUAGCCUCUGUUGA
Microbotryum saponariae is the source of this 815-nucleotide messenger RNA. The record is from the annotation of a GenBank genome assembly. Lineage: Eukaryota; Fungi; Basidiomycota; Microbotryomycetes; Microbotryales; Microbotryaceae.